Molecule: messenger RNA, 1003 nt
Organism: Cucumis melo (muskmelon)
Lineage: Eukaryota; Viridiplantae; Streptophyta; Magnoliopsida; Cucurbitales; Cucurbitaceae
Product: glutathione S-transferase 2-like
Exons: 9
Coding region: 119-781 (220 amino acids)
Biological process (GO): L-phenylalanine catabolic process; glutathione metabolic process
Cellular component (GO): cytoplasm
Molecular function (GO): glutathione transferase activity; maleylacetoacetate isomerase activity
Source: RefSeq, a predicted model, not a curated record
AUAUAUACAUUAAUUUCUCACAUAUUGAAAUUCGCAAGAAAUAUUCAAUUUGAGUUUCGUCUUUCUGUUUUGGUCUAUAAAAGUUUGCUUCAUCUUCUCUGUUGUUAAGCGUAAGGCUAUGGCAGUGGACGAAGAAUCUCCGUUGAAGCUCUACUCAUUCUGGGCCAGCACUUGUGCCCAACGUGUUCGAAUUGCCCUCAACCUAAAAGGGCUAAACUUUCAGUACAAAGCUGUUGAUUUAUUGAAGGGAGAGCAUUUGGCUCCUGAGUAUCUAAAGCUCAAUCCCGUUGGUUUUGUACCUACUCUUGUGGAUGGGGAUGUUGUUAUUGCUGACUCUUUUGCUAUAAUAAUGUAUUUGGAGGAAAAGUAUCCUCAGCGUCCUUUGCUGCCUACUGAUCUUGUUAAAAGGGCUAUUAAUCACCAGGUUGCAAAUAUUGUUUCUUCAAGCAUACAACCUCUUCAAAAUUUAAUUGUUGAGAAAUACCUUGAGGAAAAAUGUGGUACUGAGGAGAAACUUUCUUGGAUUCACAUGAUCAUUGGAAAAGGUUUUUUAGCACUAGAAAAGUUGCUGACAGUUGAAGCUGGAAAAUUUGCUACUGGAGACCAAAUUUAUCUGGCAGACUUGUUUUUGGCACCUCAACUUCAUCGGGCCAUUGAAACAUUCAAUGUUGAUAUGUCCAAGUUUCCAAUUCUAUCAAGGUUGUACGAAGAAUACAAGAAGAUAGCAGCAUUUGAAGAUGCAGCACCAGAAAACCAACCCGAUGCUCCCUCUCAAAACUGAGAUUUUAUAAAGUUUAGCUAAAUUUAACAAUAUAGUACUUAUUCAUUUUAGGUGUUUUGGUGGUUGUUGUCGUCGAUGUUUUUGCCAGUUUAAUUAUAGUAUUUAUAUUUGAUGAUGGAAUGUGAUGCGUAGUGUGGUUAAUUAAUAAGAAUAUUGUAAAUGAAAUAAGGGAUCGAGGAAUUAGGGUAUUAUAUAUUCUUCUUCCGUCCAUUGACGCUAUCA